Poecilia latipinna (sailfin molly) is the source of this 4093-nucleotide messenger RNA. RefSeq names its product anoctamin 1, calcium activated chloride channel a (gene ano1a). The record is from RefSeq and is a predicted model, not a curated record. Gene Ontology annotation, cellular component: plasma membrane. The transcript is spliced from 26 exons. Gene Ontology annotation, biological process: chloride transmembrane transport. Lineage: Eukaryota; Metazoa; Chordata; Actinopteri; Cyprinodontiformes; Poeciliidae. Gene Ontology annotation, molecular function: intracellularly calcium-gated chloride channel activity; protein dimerization activity. Bases 516 to 3473 code for a protein of 985 amino acids.
GUGAACAGUUUCUGAGACGUUGGAAGCCUCACAGCUCCGUCGUUCUUCUUUUCUCCCUUGGGAAUUGAAUGCAACACGUUUCUCGAGCGUUUCGGCACGAUUUUCGCGGCGCUUCCCAGUGCAGUGUCAGUGCGCAGUAAAUGUUGAUUUAUAGAACAGCGUCCUUCCAUGCGGUUAGGAGGCGUGUUGGCCCGUAAUGCCCGCAUCCUGACAGAUAAUGGCAUCCGGGCGCGUUUUCCUGAGCCGCGCAUCAUUCCCAGUGACCGUCUCCUGGAGAUAUGCAGCCUGCUGUGUUUAGAUGCUGCCUCUCUGUCAUUAAUUGGAGCUUGUGGUGAAAUCAAGCAGCAACUGGUUCUUCGGUUGUCUCCCCUCCGAGCUCCCGAAGAGAUGGGAAGCUUUCCGUGCAGCCUCUCCACGCUGCAGCGCUGACGGCUGUGAGUGGAUGCUGCUGCAGAGAGCCGGGGCUCCACUGAUCUGUUGGGGAGUCUUCUCUCCAGCCAGUCCUCCUAAUCCCAAUGGAGCAGCAAGAGGAACAAGAAGUUGGGGGCUUGUCCCACCAUGGCAGCAGCCAGGAUCUUGGUUCUCCACCCAUCUCCUCUUUUGAGCCUGGAGAAAGCGCUCAGCAGGAGGAAGGUACAGUGAUGAGGAGGAGUGAGAACUACCUACCAGUUCCUGGUGAGGACAAAAACCUGGAUGGAGACUUCAAUGGGAAGACCAGGAAUGAUGAGUCCAUGCCAAUGAAAACUCUCUAUGCGAGCGAUGGCUCGCUCCUGCAUCUGCCCCGUGGUCCGUACUUCUCUGAUGGACAGCGGCGUGUGGACUAUGUUCUGACCUAUAGCAUCCAGAAGCCCAGUGCCGUCCGGCGCCAGUCAUCCAAGCUGAGUGACAACGGCUUCUUCCAUCGGCUUCGGCGCAGCCUGAGCUCCAGGAGCAGCCGAGCGCCACUGCAGCCCAAGGAAGACCCAGAGGUUGCAGCCACAGAACAACAGGCUAAUUAUCAUGAGGAUGACAAGCGCUUCAAGCGGGAGGAGUUUGAGCAAAACCUUCAGGAGAUGGGACUGGAGCUAGAAAAGGACGAAGGGGGUAAAAUCGCUGGAAUUGGCUUCUUGAAGAUCCAUGCUCCCUGGGCCGUUUUGUGUCGAGAGGCUGAGAUCAUGAAACUCAAGAUGCCAACAAAGCAGGUUUAUGAAGUGAAACAAGGCAGCAACCUGGUGGAGAAAAUCCGACUGUUCAUUCACAAAGUUACUGAUCCUCUCCACCCAAAAGUGGGUCCCAAACGGCCCGAAGAUGUCAAAUCGCUCUCCCUUCCUUUUUCAAAGGAGAAGCAGCACCUUUUUGACCUCUCUGACAGAGACAAGUUCUUUGACAGCAAGACGAGAAGCUCCAUUGUCUAUGAAGUACUGAAGAGGAUACGAUGGACCAGACCCAACUACUCUUUGGGGAUCACCAGUCUGCUAGCCAACGGUGUCUACACAUCUGCUUAUCCACUGCAUGAUGGAGACAUUGAUGGGGUUACUGCAGAGCCUAAUGACAGGAAGUUAUUGUUCGAGGAAUGGGCCAGCUACAGUGUUUUCUACAAGUAUCAGCCUAUUGGCCUGAUCAGGAAGUACUUUGGAGAAAAAGUUGGUCUCUACUUCGCCUGGUUAGGAGUUUAUACCCAGAUGCUCAUCCCAGCUGCCAUCGUUGGAGUCAUUGUGUUCCUUUACGGCUGUGCCACAGUUGAUGAUAACAUACCUAGCAUGGAGAUCUGUGAUCCCAGGAACAACAUCACCAUGUGUCCGCUGUGUGACAGUGCCUGCAGCUACUGGAAGCUGGAGACGGCGUGUGGCACAGCCAGAGCCAGCCAUCUGUUUGACAACCCAGCAACAGUCUUCUUCUCCAUCUUCAUGGCUCUUUGGGCUGUUCUCUUCAUGGAGCACUGGAAGAGGCGCCAGAUGCGGCUCAACUACGUCUGGGACCUGACAGAUUAUGGAAUGGAAGAGGAGGAGCACUAUAAGGACCACAACAGAGCUGAGUAUGAGCUGCGGGUCGCAGAAAAGACCAUGAGACAAGACCAAGGAGCCGCAAAGGAUGAGAAAGUGAAGCUAACGUGUACAGACAGAAUGCCAGCUUACCUGACCACUGUGGUCAUGAUGAGCUUUAUGAUUUUCAUAACCUUUGUGAUCGCCUUUGGGGUCAUCCUGUACCGGAUCAGCAUCAAGACUGCGCUUCAUCUGAGCACCUACCCUGCUGCACGCUCCAACAUCCGAGCCACCGUGAAAACCACCGCCGCCAUUAUCAAUGUUAUCGUCAUCAUCAUCCUGGAUGAGAUCUACGCUUCCAUCGCCCGCUGGCUCACCACUCUGGAGGUUCCAAAGACAGACAAGAGUUUUGAGGAGCGCCUCAUUUUCAAAACAUUCAUCUUGAAGUUCGUUAAUGCCUUCACACCCAUCGUCUACCUGGCUUUCUUCAGAGGAAGACUUGUUGGGAGACCUGGAAAGUACCUGUAUGUGGUUGGCUCCUACAGGAUGGAGGAGUGUGCUCAUGCUGGCUGUCUCAUGGAGCUUUGCAUACAGCUGUGCAUCACCAUGCUGGGCAAGCAGCUCAUCCAGAACAACCUCUUUGAGAUUGGCAUACCGAAGCUAAAGAAACUUCUCCGGAAAAGAAAGUCAGAACUGACCUCCAAGCAAGAAGAGGAGCUCCACAAAACUCUGAAGCGCUAUGAGAAAGAUCACGUUCUGGGUCCUUUUGUUGGCAUCAACCCUGAGUACAUGGAGAUGAUUAUCCAGUUUGGCAUGGUGACGCUCUUUGUGGCCUCCUUCCCUCUGGCGCCGCUCUUUGCUCUUCUGAAUAACAUCAUUGAAAUCCGCUUGGAUGCCAAGAAGUUUGUUUUGGAGCUGCGGAGGCCCAUUGCAGCCAAAGUCAAGGACAUUGGUAUCUGGUACAACCUGCUGAGGGGCCUCAGCAAGGUGGCCGUCAUUGUUAAUGCUUUCGUCAUCGCCUUCACAUCUGACUUUGUCCCUCGGCUCGUCUACCAGUACACAUACAGUCCUGAUGGGACUAUGCAUGGCUUUGUCAACCACACGUUGUCAUAUUUCAACGUCAGUGACUUUCAGAAUGGUACAGAACCAAAUCCCCCUAACUUCAAUGUAAAGGUCUGCAGGUAUAAGGAUUACAGAGAGCCUCCCUGGUCCAACACACCGUAUGAACUGUCCAAGGAGUUCUGGGCCAUUCUGGCCGUCCGCCUCGCCUUCGUUAUCGUCUUCCAGAACAUGGUUAUGCUCAUGAGCGACUUUGUGGACUGGCUCAUCCCGGACAUCCCCAAGGACAUCAGCUUCCAGAUCCACAAGGAGAAGCUCCUCAUGUUGGACCAUUUUAUGAAAGAAGAGGGGAGAAGGCGAGACAACCACAACCAUGACGGCUACACCAGCCCCUCGUCGGGUAGUGCCAGCCCCCAUUCACGCCCCACUUUCCAUGCUAGAGCUGGCUGGUAACGUUUCACCAAGUCCUUAACGCAUGGCUUCCUUUUUAUCAUCAGCAAGGCUUCUGCUCCAUUUCCAUUGAUUGGGAAUUUUAAAAUAUCCCUGAUGUGUUCCUGUCAGAAUUCUGUCCCUGGAUUGUUUCCAAUAAUUUUCCAUUUUAGGUGUUAUUCAUAUCACAUCCUCAGUCACUGACCACGAACUCUGCAAAUGGUGUCCUGUCGCCGAUGCACAAAUCUGCCAAACUUAUUCAUUAGAUGAUUACAUCUAAUGAAUAAGUUUAAGAGGAAGAAGCCAUUAAGGGUCGCUGCGGGACCAAGUUCAGGUUUACUCUGAGGAAGCCGUGCCACCCCUGCCAUGGGACCAACUCCUUUAAUUUUGAAGACAAUCUGAAACUCCAUCCAAACGAUUAUCAGCUUUUUCCUUAUCUUAUUUCUGGGGACUGGUUCCAAAGGAGAUAUACUGUUAUGUGUCCAACUUCUUUGUUGCACACAUAUGUACAAACACAGGUAUUUAUUGACUUACUUUUUAAAAUAUGCAGCAUGGAUAGGCACAUGUACAUUGAUUUCAGAAUUAGAAGCUGGUAUGAAAUGGCUUUUGGCAUCUUUUCUUUCAAUAAUCACUCAUAUGUUACA